CACGGCGGGGGGUGGAUGAGCAGCACGGGAGCGCCGGUGCCGUUCCGGUACCCCGAAGGAAGCGCUCAGGCCGAGCCCGGGCCCCGCCGCCGCCGAGCGGUGCAGGCCGCGAUGCUCGCCAUUACCCAUAGCCGGGUGAUGCCGCAGCGCGCCGGAAGUGACGACGGGACGCCUGCGCAGCCGGCGGCCGCGCGGGGCCGGGGGCCAGUGUCGGCCAUGGCGGACCGGGUGCUGUUCCGGAGAGGCACCGGGCAGAGCGACGACUCGGACGUGUGGGACGACACGGCCCUCAUCAAGGCGUACGACAAGGCGGUGGCCUCCUUCAAGAACGCUUUGAAGAAUGGAGAGUGUUCGGAGCCUUCGGACAAGCAGGAGCAGCGCCUGGGAAUGAAGAGAAAAAACAAUAAAAAGAACAGAAAUAGGAAGAAGAGCAACUCGGUGCCUUUGAAACAGUGGAAAGUUGGUGACAGCUGUAAUGCUGUUUGGUCUGAGGAUGGUAAUAUGUACCUGGCAACUAUUGCCUCCAUCAACCAGAAGACAGGCACAUGCGUUGUUACCUACACGGGAUAUGGAAAUCAAGAAGAGCAGAACCUGUCUGAUCUACUCCCUGCAACCAGCGAUGAAACAGUAAAUGGGAUGGGGAAUUCCGGGGAGAAUGAAAAUGAGACUCCAUACUCAACAGAUGAAAGUGAAAAAUCUUCCCAGUCAUCUCGAAACAAAAACAACUGCACGAAAGCAAGAUUCUCCCCUCAAAACCUACGUUUUCCUGCACCACCAGCAGCCCCAGGCCUGGGAAGGUCUGGAUCAAAAUUCAGGACAUCUCCGUCGUUUUUAUCUUGCUGGCCCCCACCCUUCCCAGCAGGACCACCGUUGAUUCCUCCUCCACCACCGAUGAGCCCAGACUCUCCCGAGGAUGAUGAAGCGUUGGGGAGCAUGUUGAUAGCCUGGUACAUGAGCGGUUAUCACACUGGCUAUUACCUGGGUUUAAAACAAAGUCGAAUGGAAGCAGCACUGGAGAGAGAAACACAUGAAAAAUAACUGAUUAUCCACCACUGUUUUGAAGGAUUAUACAAAUCUUUCCAACUGAGAGUUGUAUAUCACUUGUGCACUGAUGGUUGAUGGUGAAGAUCAGAAUUUUAUCAAGAAAAUUGACAUUUUCUUAACACUGAGCUCCCCCUGGUAACAAGUGAACAAGAACUUAAGACUAGGAAUUAUAUGUGCAUUGAAAUCAGCUAUUUCUUGAAGACUUCCAUUCAGAUGUGGUUAGGAAGCACUGCAGCAAUAAAUUAUUUUUUACUUCCCUGAAACAACUUUUUACCACAACAGAUUUAAGUCUUUUAACCCCAUGUGGUAGAUUUCAUUUCUCUCUCAUGUUAAUGCCGCUUGUAUUCGUCAGACUUUUUUGUCUGAGUAACAACACCAGAACUAGUGCUUAGAGUAUAGUCUUUAAGGAGUCAGCUCUGGCAGCAGUGUAUGUUACAAUGGCGACCGGUGGCAGUGGCCUGGAAAAUGGUAUACCAUUGUAUUAAGAGGGGAUAUCUUAAGGGUCUGAUUAGAAUCCUGAAUAUAACAGUUGGAUUCAGAAAGGCUCUUUCUUUUUUUUUUUUUUUUUUUUUUUUGUUUUGUUUCAAAUGCUUGUUAAUAAAGUUCUACUUUGCAAACUUUGAAUGUGGUUCGUUUUGGGGUCGUUUUUACUUCUAGCUUCUGCAGACAUCUGUCUGUUGGGUGAAUGGCUGAAAUACACCAGAUAUUUCUGCUCUGUGGCCUUUUUCUGAGUACCGUUACUAAAAGCAAAUUAGAAAAAGCAGAGCAUGGAAAGGUAAUGGUAAGUAUGGACUUAGAUUUCAGCCCUUAUAAUCUUCACUCUUGUAGAAUAGAGGCUGUAGCCACAAAACUAGACUAAUUAAUGACAGUGGUUUUCUUUUCAGGGAAACUAGCCAAAUACAAGCCUGAACUUUGCUGCAUUUAGUUCCUUUUCCUACUGUGGUCAAGUGUCAGAAAAAUCACAAAUUUCUUACAAAUAAUUGAGCAAAAAGAGAAAGACAUAGUCUUAGCUUCCCUAAGCCACUUUGAAGGCUUUUUAAUUGUGUA
Calidris pugnax (ruff) is the source of this 2091-nucleotide messenger RNA. RefSeq names its product survival motor neuron protein-like. The transcript is spliced from 9 exons. The coding region runs from base 16 to 1038 and encodes 340 amino acids. Gene Ontology annotation, cellular component: cytoplasm; nucleus. The record is from RefSeq and is a predicted model, not a curated record. Lineage: Eukaryota; Metazoa; Chordata; Aves; Charadriiformes; Scolopacidae. Gene Ontology annotation, biological process: mRNA processing. Gene Ontology annotation, molecular function: RNA binding.